GACAUCACUGGCUAGAUACACCAUUUUGUUUGAGAGGAAAAAAUCGUGUAAAACGGUUUUGCUGUGUUAAAUCGGACUGUUAAAGUAAUUAUUAGUAAUAAUAUAAUUGUUAGGCAAUAACAAUGGACAACAUUGAACGACUUUAUAAAUGUUACGAAAUAUUAUCCGAGGCGGGUGAUAAAAUAACUGAGCAUGUUGCGGAAUAUAAAGAGAUACUACAGGCCGUAAAAGGCACAUCAAAGGAGAAACGUUUGGCAUCCCAAUUCAUUGGCAACUUUUUCAAACAUUUUCCUGAACUUUCGGACACAGCAAUUGAUGCACAAUUCGAUCUAUGUGAAGAUGAUGAUACACAGAUACGGCGGCAAGCUAUCAAAGAUUUGCCAAAGCUAUGUCAGGGCAACCCAGAGGCCACCAUACGCGUGGGCGACACUUUAGCCCAGCUGCUUAUUUUGGACGAUGCAACUGAACUGCAGCAAGUGAACAAUUCUCUGCUCAGCAUCAUUAAAUUGGAUACGAAAAAUGCUAUAACUGGUUUAUUUCAACAAAUCACAACGGGCGACGAGACAACGCGUGAGCGUUGCUUUAAAUUUAUUGCUACCAAGCUGUUGACAAUGGGCCCGAAUGUCAUUACUAAAGAGAUUGAGGAUUAUAUUGUGGAGGAAGUGAAGAAGGCAUUGCAGGAUGUGACAGCAGAUGAAUUUCAUCUAUGCAUGACCAUUUUGGGUGCCACCAAGCUAGGCAGCACAAUAACCGGACACGCCGAGCUGGUCAGACUAGCCACAGAACAGGCUGAACUAAACACUGUCGAUGCGGACACCCUAGCAGUAGAUGAUGAAGUCGUAGAGCGUUUUAUACAAUGCGCCACAGCAGCUGCACCUUACUUUUCGAAAACCAUUAAAUCAACACAAUUUGUGGCCUAUGUUUGUGACAAACUGUUGCCAAUUAAUACAUGGAACUUGAUUGCCACUGCAGUGGCACAGGAUCAAAUACAAUUGCGUUUGCUUAAAGUAUUCGCCGAGAUGAUAACCUACACGGACAAGCUGGAUAAUGCCAACGAGCGCAUUAAUGCCGUCUACAAUGUAUUAUUGGAAUAUAUGCCUUUGCCAAAACUAAGCGAUGAGGAUACGACCGAUGUGCCGCCCUCAUUUCAAUUCUCGCAUGCUGAAUGUUUGCUUUAUGCAUUGCACACGCUGGGCAAAAAGCAUCCAGGCAAUUUAACAUUUAUUGAGGAUGCUGAAAAGUUGAAAGACUUUCGAGCUAGAUUGCAGUAUCUAGCGCGUGGUACACAGGGUUACAUUAAGAAACUGGAGGAGGCGCUGAAAGGCAAAUCAGCGGAGGAGCUAAAAACUGAGGAAAAUCAAUUGAAACAAACAGCUUUGAAGACCACAUCCAAUAUAAACGUUUUAAUACGCGAUUUAUUUCACUCACCGCCCAUUUUCAAGCACGAUAUUGUUCUCUCUUGGGUUGUACCCAAAACUAACAAGCUGGGAAAACGCCAUGUACCCAUCACAUUUGGCGACAAGGGCACCGCAAAUGGGAAUCAGGAACAGGAGCAACAGGAUAAGAAAGCGCGGCCAUCCAAUGAACAGAAAUUCUAUUCACCACCAUCGGGCAAAUACUCUGGCAAAGUGAAUUCCAACUAUGGAAACAACAAUCGCACGCGUCAACGAGGUGGAGGCGGUGGAGGUGGCGGAGGCAACUUUAGGAAUCGACGAUACAAUAGAUAUUAGAUGUACCAGAUAUAGCCAACAAUCCACUUUUACAUCCUAGUCGUUAAACAACAAAAAACUGAAGAAACUACAUAAAACAAACAAGAACUUAAGGAGAUAUUAUGAUUAGAGAUUUGCUCUAACAGCGUUCCGCGUUUAAUAAACAACUAUAAAAAAUUACACAACAACAAGGCUAUAGAUGAAACUUCCUUCAGCUGGUGGCGGCAGCUGCUCCAGCGAUCCUGGCUUUCUAUUUCAGGUGAGUAUCGACUAUGCUUUCCAUGUAACUGUCCACUUUUGAUGUAUUUCAGAGCCUUCAACAGAUCAACAAAUAUAAAUGCAGUACGGUUAAUAAUUCUCUUAUUAUUUAUUUGCAAAUUAUUUUCAAACAAAAACUCAAUCACUCACAGACACACAAAAAAAAAAGGACUACAAAGAUGUUUGCAAGUUUUUUUGGCGUUGAUAUUUUAAAACAAUGUCUCACACGUAAUUUUAUUUCAAUGAGUGGGAAUGGCUGUGUGCACGUUGUUUUAACAUAUCAAGCUGUUUCCUUUACUCUGAUCUGUCCAAAAUGCUAGAUGUAAUAAUAUAUAAAAAUAGUUUGUAAACAACUUGCAAUAUCUCCUCUUAACCAUAUUCAAAUAAUCAAGUGAAAUUAAUGAAAAAUAAGAAGUCCUCUUUCGCUAUUUAUAUAUAUAUUAAAGACAUAUGCAAGCA
Messenger RNA from Drosophila mojavensis, 2426 nucleotides. RefSeq names its product apoptosis inhibitor 5 homolog (gene cass). Gene Ontology annotation, biological process: negative regulation of apoptotic process. NCBI's taxonomy places the organism in Eukaryota, Metazoa, Arthropoda, Insecta, Diptera, Drosophilidae. Bases 123 to 1730 code for a protein of 535 amino acids. The record is from RefSeq and is a predicted model, not a curated record. Gene Ontology annotation, molecular function: RNA binding. The transcript is spliced from 7 exons. Gene Ontology annotation, cellular component: nucleus.